GCGACACUUCCUUACCUGUGUGUUCAGCCAACCCAGUGAACAUAAUCUCGCACUGUUGAAAUCACGUUCCGUUAUUCACGAUCCGACCAACCUUUGAAACAACCUCGGAAACCUUUGUGUCCCGCUACCGUUUUUCUGUCCUCCGUCCCCAAAAUUUCCCCGCUGUCAGCUUUACUACCUGCAGACAACACCUCACCGCUUCUGUCUCCUAUAACCCCUUCAUCCUCCUCAGUCCUUUGCACCAGUUCCCUACCUUUUGCGAUACCUCCCGAAGAUACCAUACAGUAUCUGUCAUCUCCUUCCCAUCAGGAACACCCCCGUUUUCCCCAAAUAAUUCAUCAUGGCGAACGACGAGUAUGAUUUUCUAUUCAAAGUUGUCCUCAUUGGAGACUCUGGUGUUGGAAAGUCCAAUCUUCUCAGUCGCUUCACUCGUAACGAGUUUAACUUGGACUCUAAGUCGACUAUUGGUGUUGAAUUUGCCACUCGUUCUAUCCAGGUCGAUACCAAAACCAUCAAAGCCCAGAUUUGGGACACCGCUGGCCAAGAACGCUACCGUGCCAUCACCUCUGCCUAUUACCGGGGAGCUGUUGGGGCUCUGCUAGUCUACGAUAUCUCUAAACAAAUCACCUAUGAUAAUGUUACUCGCUGGCUCAAGGAACUCAGGGACCAUGCUGACAACAAUAUUGUGAUCAUGCUGGUUGGCAACAAGAGCGAUUUGAGGCACCUAAGAGCUGUUCCGACUGAGGAUGCAAAGAAUUUUGCGGCCGAGAACCACCUUUCCUUCAUUGAAACGUCGGCCCUCGAUUCUACGAAUGUUGAGCUUGCUUUCCAAACAAUUUUAACAGAAAUCUACCGAAUCGUCUCCAGUAAAGCUCUAGACGGGGGAGACCAGCAUCAAGUCAGCCAACCCGGAAGUAGUCAGCCCCUUCAUAUCACCCCCACAGCCGAAAACUCUACCAAGGAUACCAAGUGCUGUUGAGUUGUUAGAACUUUCUUUGCAUCCCUCCCUUCGAGAAAAUGGGAUUGAAAGGUAAGGGUGGCACAACGCCGAGUGGGUGGCAGGUUGAAACUUGAAAUUUAUGUUCUGUUCUUUCCACUUCUCUGUACGUACACUACAAACACCUGAUUUGGAUGAGUGUUCAAGGAGCUCGGGGCUUAGAUUGAGCUGGAUCAAGAUAAAGUCACGACGAAACACGAAUGCACGGGAAACUGACUUUUACUUACAUCUGGGGUUGUUGGGAUUUUCUUGUUUCUUUCUCACUUCAACAGGAUAGUGCUUUUGUUGUUUUUACCCCUAUGUUCUCUACAUUGAUUUAUUUUAACCUCUAUGUCUAAUCUUCCUAA
Tuber melanosporum (Perigord truffle) is the source of this 1344-nucleotide messenger RNA. RefSeq lists its product as uncharacterized. Gene Ontology annotation, biological process: exocytosis. The transcript is spliced from 5 exons. Gene Ontology annotation, cellular component: recycling endosome. The record is from RefSeq and is a predicted model, not a curated record. Gene Ontology annotation, molecular function: GTP binding; GTPase activity. Lineage: Eukaryota; Fungi; Ascomycota; Pezizomycetes; Pezizales; Tuberaceae. Bases 341 to 979 code for a protein of 212 amino acids.